GACGCAGUGUGCUAGCCUCGCAGACUUUGCCCUAGAGCGGCAGUAUAAAGAGAGUUAUUCGAACACGGCCCGUUAUACGCAUCAGUUUAAGGUGGACUACAGACACUCAUGACGCUCAUUAGUUCACGAGCUUUUUCCACUCUUUCGCACUGACGACACCAUCCGCACAGGACUGAGCGCUGAGGCAAACAUCUGUCUAAAGACUAAAGGUUGAUCAUGGAGGCCUUUAAUCACAGAGUUAACACUUAUAUUGACUCUUGGAUGGGACCCAGGGAUCCUCGAGUUAGAGGAUGGCUUCUACUGGACAACUAUAUCCCCACUUUCGUCUUCACUGCCAUGUACCUGCUGGUUGUGUGGAUGGGACCAAAAUACAUGAAGAACAGACAGCCAUACUCAUGCAGGGCACUGCUACUGCCGUACAACCUCGGCCUCACACUUCUGUCUCUCUACAUGUUUUACGAGCUGGUAAUGUCAGUGUAUCAAGGCGGGUACAACUUCUUCUGCCAGAACACUCACAGUGGAGGAGAGGCUGACAACAGGAUGAUGAAUGUACUUUGGUGGUAUUACUUUUCCAAACUCAUUGAGUUCAUGGACACUUUCUUCUUCAUUCUGAGGAAGAACAACCACCAGAUCACGUUCCUGCACGUCUACCAUCAUGCCACCAUGCUCAACAUCUGGUGGUUCGUCAUGAACUGGGUGCCGUGUGGCCACUCCUACUUUGGCGCCACGUUUAACAGCUUCAUCCAUGUGCUGAUGUACUCGUAUUACGGCCUCUCUGCCGUCCCAGCCAUGAGACCGUAUCUGUGGUGGAAAAAGUACAUCACUCAAGGGCAGCUGGUCCAGUUUGUGCUGACCAUGUUCCAGACGUCUUGUGCUGUGGUUUGGCCAUGUGGUUUCCCAAUGGGCUGGCUGUAUUUCCAGAUCACUUACAUGAUCACUCUCAUCUUACUCUUUACAAACUUCUACAUAAAGACGUAUAAGAGACACGCAGGGUCCCGGAAGACCGAUUACUCGAACGGAGCAAUUAAUGGUCACACUAAUGGGGUGACAUCCAACGAGAAUGUUAAAUACAGGAAAGCGCGUACAGAUUGACGUUAUUGGUAUUAGAGGAGCAGAGGAGCUUCAUGUAUGUCUAUCCAUUUACCACGCUACAGCCAUUUCAUCUUUAAGAGACUUCUGACGUUUUUUGCACACUGCAACCUCAUGCUGUUCAUAUUGAAUCCAAAAAUGAAGAAAAGAGAGCUUCAGCCAGUGUACUUGAGUUUUUGUUGUUUUUCAUAUGACAUUUUUUGUUUUUUGUUUUUUCCUUGAAAUGCAAAGAUGGCUAACAUUUAAUACUGUACUAAUUUGCACUCUUGCACACAAAGCUUGCUUGUAGACAUAAAGAAGAAUGUAUUAGAAGAAUUUGACAAGUAUGCAGAAGAACGUCAUACUUAUGAGCUGAAUCAAACACGGUAGCAGCUUAUACUGUUUUAUAGCACAGACAGAUAAUCUUACACUCAGUAGAAGAUAGUGUGUUAAAGUCAAAACAGUACCUUGAAAAAUGCAGAGAUAAUGGGUGCUAUGUAGCUUUAUGGGAGAAGGCCCGGUUUCACAAACAGGGCUUAGUUUAAGCCAGGAGUUAAAUUAAGACAUUUAAGCAACUUUUUAAGGCAACAAAAAUGACCGUAUUUAAAGAUAGGUCAGAGCAAGAUAUUUUCGACUGAGACGGAUCAAACAUGCAUUUUAGUCUUGGUCUAGAUUAAGCCUUGUCUGUGAAAUUGGGGGUAAGAGUUAACUAAAUAAUUGUUGAAUGUCAUGAAAACGUGUCCAGGUUAUAUUUUUUUGACCUCAUUAUUAAUACUUUUUUUUUUUUUCUUACAGUAUUACAUGACAAAUUUACUGUACUACAAUGCCAUUGUAAUAUUUUAAUUUGUUGGUGAAAUAUGAGCCAGGCAUGACCCAGGGUUUAGUAUAUUCAUCCAGAUAGCCCUGCGCGUGCGUUGGACAGUUGUCUGUUGAAUAUGAAACCACUGGCACAGUAUCUCCAUCCUGCAGAUGUCAGUUUAAUAUCCCUUCAUUUUUACAUUUUGUUCUGUUUACAUGGCUAGCUUUGUAUGAACCCUUGCUUGCAAAAAAGGAAGCAGUAGCUUCCGCUUUAUUUACUGGUGUCGAAAAUGUCGCAACAGAUUCAGCGCAGUACUUUGACUUUUAACAAAACCACGAACAAUGGCUCGCACUGUAACGAUGCAUUUAUAACUCUGUAACGCUUUUCCUUUCCUUUCUGAAACGCUGAAUAAUGCAGCACAGUUCUUUAGACCCAUUUAGAAUCACUUAGAACGUGAAAUCAGUAUGCAAUGUGUAUUUCAACCGCCUAACAUACUCGUUCUUCGUACCAGCAUUCCAAAUCUUGUCAAGCGACAUUAAUUUUGUCCUUGUGUUUGAACAAACUGUUUACUUAAUCUAGCCUGCUGUUAAAGUGUAAUUUAGGUGUGUUAAACCAUUAAAGAACUACAGAAAAACAACACCACUAACUGUAACGCAAAACAGUUCCAGUUCCUCAAAUAAUAUAAUAACCAAAUCAUUCCCUCUGCUAGUAUUCCAUUUAGGAUAAUUAAUGAUAUCUUGCAUUACUGUAACACCUCCCUGGUAAAUGAUAUAAUGCUGUCAAUUCAUGCUUUUAGUGCAGAAAUGUAGACCUACCCAUGUAAUGUACAAGAUAUCAUAUGCUAAUAGCACAGUAGUAUCACAAGAAUUAAUUCUGGAAGUAUUAACACAAUAAGUAGGCUGUUAACAUCAGACACAAUACCAAUAAAGUGAUUUUUAUUUGGAAAUAAA
This is a messenger RNA of Puntigrus tetrazona (Sumatra barb), 2817 nucleotides long. It is a transcript of the gene elovl5, whose product is annotated as ELOVL fatty acid elongase 5. The record is from RefSeq and is a predicted model, not a curated record. Lineage: Eukaryota; Metazoa; Chordata; Actinopteri; Cypriniformes; Cyprinidae. Gene Ontology annotation, biological process: sphingolipid biosynthetic process; fatty acid elongation, monounsaturated fatty acid; very long-chain fatty acid biosynthetic process. Gene Ontology annotation, cellular component: endoplasmic reticulum; endoplasmic reticulum membrane. The coding region runs from base 217 to 1092 and encodes 291 amino acids. Gene Ontology annotation, molecular function: fatty acid elongase activity. The transcript has 8 exons.